This is a messenger RNA of Clonostachys byssicola, 474 nucleotides long. NCBI's taxonomy places the organism in Eukaryota, Fungi, Ascomycota, Sordariomycetes, Hypocreales, Bionectriaceae. The record is from the annotation of a GenBank genome assembly.
AUGUCCGCCACUCCCCAAAAGACCCAAAACAGUGAAAAACAGAGGAGCAGCCUGGAAAUAGAGGAGAUUGGCGAUAAAGCUACGAACGGCGAAACAGCAAAGAAUAGUUCCGAAUCUCAGGUCAAGGGCAAUUCGACUGGGGCCGACUCUGAUCCAGGGAAUCUCAAGGAGCCAACGGCUCCUCCACUGCAAAUUCCGAGCAUCGAAUCCAUUACUGCCACUUCAUCCAACCCAACGCUUGUGGUGGAAGGCCAGCCCAGCCAAGCAGUGAUUGGAGGUGGCGAAGGUUUUCCCCAUAGCAACGGAGUCCCUUCCCCAUACUGCAGUUUGUGCAGCCAUGAGAUUGAUGCGCGGGAUGACUAUGGUGUUAUAGAGACUCGGGCUCAUCUACCCUAUACCUCGCGGAUCAGGACCACACCGGAUGUCCGCAUCCCGGCUGCUCGCCCUUGCGGCAUUCUUGCGGCCAUAUGGUGA